UUGCUCUGCUGCGCCCCGCGACGGCUGGCUCCCCCGCCGGCUGCCGCACCGCCGCCGCCGCCAGGGCUUAGGACGCGGCCGCCCUCCCGCCCGGCCCCCCAUCCGCCACAGACUGCCGCUCCCCUUGCCCCUCAGCGCCGCCGCCGCCCUCCCAUCCGCACCCGCUCGACCGCCGCGUUCCGGCCUCCCCCUUGCCCCUCGCCGCAUCCGGCAUUUCGCGCGGCGGCGUCGAGCCCGUUACCUCCAGCCGCGGAGCUUCGUCGCUGCGCCGCCGUCCUGCUUGUGAGGACAUGCCGAUACUCCGCCACCUGCUGCAGCGCUCGGCGGCGUUCCUGGGCACCACUAAUGGGGAGAUCUCGUCUCAACACAGCGCACGCACUGCGCUUCGCACGCGGGCAGCCCGUUGGCGCCACUGCACCGCACCGUGGCAGCCCGUUGCACCCGCAGCUCCUUCUGCGGAAGGAUAUAAAGUCCAUAGUUCUUUUGACUAAAGGUUUACUAGUCACUCAACAAGAUCUAGUCAACUAGUGAGCAUACUCUCAGUCUCUUAUACUUGGAUAAACUGUUUGAGCUUUUAUUGGAAAUACAGUAAUAAGGACCUGUAAAUUUGUGAAGAAAUUGUUCAAGUGCUGUAUUGUUAUCACUUAUUGACAUCUAGUGGUUCAGCAGCCAUAAUCACUUUGUGAGACUUGGUAUUGAGCAUUUCUCUUCCCUCUACCUUAUUGCAAUGAAAUUAUUUUGUAUUGUUAAACAUGCUAACCAAGUAACCACUAACCAUUUUUUCGUAGUAACCUAGCGUAAUCUUUCUCUGAAGGGGACAGUGCAGCAAUGCUGUGCUCCGUGUGCUAAGCUGCCUUCUCUUAAAAAUUUAGUUGCUGUAUGAAGGGCGGGACCUUUGAUUUCUCCUCUCUGAUGACUAUUGCGCUCAAGGGCAAGCUAGUGCUACUUGAUUGUUGAAAGGACGCAUCUUCUGGGCUGCUAAUCCCAUAUAUUACUUCUGUUUAUAUAAUUGGCAUAAUAACUAUUUGAUGUACUGCAUAGAAGGACAUAAAGCCUCUCCCUUCCUCUUUCUGGUGUUCAAACCUGUACAGCAAGAUGGUUGUUUGCUUAUCUUGUCACAUUGAUUUUUUACGGCAAGAUGGUUGUUUGCUUACUGUUUUAUCUGUUAUAGUGACUAAACAUCAAUGUAUAUGCUACUUGCUGCUUGCCCUAGGUUCUAAUGAAGAUCUUCAUCUUGUUAGCUGCAUAUAAGAACAUUGUUUUUGUUUUUAUAGUUUUAGAAAAAAAGUCUGGUAUAUUUCAUCCUACUUGUCUCUAGCUUGCCACUACAGUGCGGAGGUGCUAGGCUCGAUCCAAGGGCGUAUGUUCCACAACAUCAUCAAGCAGAGUGGUCGACCGCCUGCAUUAGCACAAGCGGCGUUGCUCCAUCGACGCCACCACACCACCCCAUGGCGUGGGGAGUUCUCGGCCUCAACUCAGGGACGGCCCCGCAACAGCAUCAAGAUCAAUGUUCAACCCCCUGGCAUCCGUCUCCCUCGGCGCUACUUCAGCACUCAGGCCCCAUCGAGAUCUGUUAGCUACUUUUGGUUUUUGUGCAAGGUCACGGCAGCGGCAGCUUUCAUCAACAUCAUGUGGUCGUUUGUCUACCACACCUAUCUCGUUCAGAUUCCGUACACCAGCCGCACCCCCAUCUUUCAGCUUGAGACUGUGGCCUAUACCAACCGGAUUCAUUUUGUCAUUCGCUCCCCCCAAGACGACCGCGAGUAUGCGGAGUCUUGUUUUGCUUUUGUCAGGAAGAAUCACUCAUCCAAGUUCCUUAGCCCACUCCACCCCGACAGUGUCCGUGUCAAUCUUAUCACAGCGCAACUUCUCCGUGCUGUUCAGCGUGGCCUUGACAUCAAGAACCGUGAUGUGGCCUUGGUUCAUGAAUCCUCUUGCAAACAUGUGAGCUUGGAUGCCAGGCAUGCAAUUGAGAGCAAGAAACAAGGCAAGUUAUGCAAAUCACAAUCACAAACAGCGCACCUUGAUGGGUUAGCCUGGGAGGUGAUUGUUGUUAAAAAUGAUAGGCAUGUUGGUGCAAUGUCGUGGCCCCAUGGCAAGAUUAUAGUAUUCACUGGAUUGCUCAACCAUCUGCAGACGGAUGCUGAAAUUGCUACUAUUCUUGCGCAUGAGAUCGCGCACAUGGUUGCCAGACACUCGUCAGAGUCAAUCGUCUACAAAAAGUGGUUUCCCUUUCCCCUCAAAGUGCACUUCAUAAGAAGGAUGGAGAUAGAGGCAGAUCGCAUGGGAAUGCUGAUAAUGGCUGCUGCUGGUUUCGAUCCACACAUAGCCCCUGUGGUUGCUGAGAAGCUAGUAGGGAAUGACAUAUAUCAUCCUUCGGGGAAGAAAAGAGCACGGCUUUUAUCUAGGGCAAAGGUCAUGGAUGAGGCACUGGAAUUAUAUAGAGAAGUUAUGUCGGCCAAGGCACCAGAGACUCAUCCUGCUACAGGUGCAUAGCUCAAUGGGGUCAAGAUUGUGUGUGGCGAGCAAGCAUGAAGAACGUUUGUCCUCUGUGAGAUACCUCCACUGGCAAUAGCAGCUGGAUUGUUUUGGUUUGCCCAGUCCAACUUUUUACGUCUUGCAACUCAAGGUGCGAGAGAACACGUGCCCUUCCAUGUUUUUAUAUCCCAUUAAAUCCUGUAACGAGAAAGGCAUUGCAAGCCUGCUUAGUUCAAUGUGCUGUUGAGAAGUGAAAUUUGUUGUUGAGCCCACCCAGGCACAAAAUUUUCGUCUCUCUACCUGCAUCCGGCAGUUGGAUGUUUCACCAUUCAGUAUUCUGGUUACAAGCUAGAA
Messenger RNA from Triticum aestivum (bread wheat), 2832 nucleotides. RefSeq lists its product as uncharacterized. Gene Ontology annotation, molecular function: metalloendopeptidase activity. The transcript is spliced from 5 exons. Gene Ontology annotation, cellular component: membrane. NCBI's taxonomy places the organism in Eukaryota, Viridiplantae, Streptophyta, Magnoliopsida, Poales, Poaceae. The record is from RefSeq and is a predicted model, not a curated record. Bases 1363 to 2496 code for a protein of 377 amino acids.